AUGACAUUUGGCAUUAUUAUGCAACAACUAGGAUACUUGCUCUUUUCAUAUGCAAGCAGUGUUUCCAUCAUAUUCAUCAACAAGUACAUUUACAAUGAUAAGAAAGUUGCGGGAACUCUUCUAAUGGCAUUCCAUUUCAUUACUUGUUUCAUAGUUUCGUAUAUUUUGUAUGUCUUGAAUAAUUUAUUCAAGAAUCCACUCAAAGAAACUCUGAGUGAGAAACAACAGGCAGUGAAUAAGGAAGAAGAAACCGUAUUACCCAUAAUAAUUUCCAAAGAAGAAAACCAUAUUUCGAAUAAUGAUUCAGAAACUGAAAUAUUCUCAGUAUUCGAAUGUAAAUUCAUGUCCUUAACCGAUGGCAUUCUCUUCAGUUUGAGUGUUUCUUCCGCUCUCCUUUUCGGAAACUUGAGUUUAAUCCACAAUUCCAUUUCCGUCUAUCAACUUUCCAAAUUAAUGGUCAUUCCAUGUUUGAUUGCAAUUAAUUUCUUUUAUUUUAACAUGAAAAUGGAAAAGAAAAUUGUUGGAUCUUUGGUUUUGAUUGUUUUGGGUAUGAUGUUGGUGAUUGGAUUUGAUAUCAUGUUAAAUUGGUUUGGAAGUGUCAUUUGUCUGUUUGCAAUCUUGACAGGAGCAACUUCUCAAAUUUGUAUUAAUUAUUUCUGUAAAAAGUACAAGAUGAAUGGUUUCGAAUUGUUACUGAACCAUUCAUUGUUUUCUUCAAUUUUGAUGGCAUUAGCAUCCAUUCCAGUUGAUGGAUUAGAUUCCAUUGCAUAUAGUGUUAAUUUAUUUAAUGGAAAUUCAUCAUUCUUUUUGGCAGUUUUAGCUUCAGGAUUUGCAGCAUUUUUCGUAAAUGUUUCAGGUUACCUAGUUAUUGGUAAACUCUCUCCACUUACUUUUCAAGUUUUAGGUCACGCAAAAACAGUUUCAGUUCUCAUUGGUGGAUAUUUCCUCUUUGGAAAUGAGAAGGAUUUAUCAAUUCAUACCUUGAUUGGACUUUCUAUUGCAUUAGUUGGAACAUUCUUAUAUUCAUACUUUAAAUUUAAAGAAGAAACAGUUUCGAAUAAGUCAACUGUUGGAAAGGAACAAGUAAUUGAGAAACCAGUUAUUAUUUUGAAUGGAAAGGAUGUUUUGGAAUAUAAUUAUAUCAAGAAGAAUGUUUCUUCAAUUUCUUCAUUUGGAAAUCAAGCAAUGGAUGAUUCUGGAAAUAAUUCGAAACUUGAAUCUCCAAGAAAUGCAUUCGAUAACGAUGACGAUGAUGAAACAAGCCACCACAGUUUCAGCAGUGAAGGAGCAGAUGAAGGCAGAGUGGAAGAUUUCAAAAGGUCAAACUCUCCAUUAGAAACUGUGUAA
Messenger RNA from Naegleria gruberi, 1347 nucleotides. RefSeq lists its product as uncharacterized. The transcript is spliced from 4 exons. Gene Ontology annotation, cellular component: Golgi apparatus. The record is from RefSeq and is a predicted model, not a curated record. Bases 1 to 1347 code for a protein of 448 amino acids. Gene Ontology annotation, molecular function: nucleotide-sugar transmembrane transporter activity; antiporter activity. Lineage: Eukaryota; Heterolobosea; Eutetramitea; Acrasida; Naegleriidae.